Molecule: messenger RNA, 1027 nt
Organism: Capsicum annuum
Lineage: Eukaryota; Viridiplantae; Streptophyta; Magnoliopsida; Solanales; Solanaceae
Exons: 2
Coding region: 205-585 (126 amino acids)
Biological process (GO): DNA-templated DNA replication; DNA synthesis involved in DNA repair
Cellular component (GO): delta DNA polymerase complex
Molecular function (GO): DNA-directed DNA polymerase activity
Source: RefSeq, a predicted model, not a curated record
CUAUUUUUUUCACAAUGAACAUGAUCAAAGGCCUACCUAAAAGCCCCAAAACACACGGGCCAGAAUUUACAAAAGCCCAAGCCCAAAUCAAAAAGCCUCUAGGCCCAAAGUUUGCACUAUAAAAGGCAAAGACACCUUCUUCUGGAGGGAAAAAUUCAAAAUUUGAAUUUGAAAUCACAGAGGGGGAGAGACAGAGAGACAACAAUGGCAUCAAACUCAGAUAUGAAGAAUUUUUAUAAGCAAACGAAGAAGAACGGUGGAAUUGCAAAGCUGUCACAUUCAAAAUCACCAUAUGCUGCUACUACUACGAAGAAAUCAGAAAUUCCAAAGCUCGCUACUGCUGACGGCUCUCCGGCUCUCUUUUCCAAUGGAUCUCCCAAUUUGCAAGCUGAUGAUUAUGAUGGGAAAGAGGAGUUACUAAGGCAAUUUGACACAACUAAGGCUUAUGGACCCUGUCUUGGAUUGAGCAGACUUGACAGAUGGGAGCGUGCUAAGAAUCUUGGUUUAAACCCUCCUAGAGAUGUUGAGCCGAUAUUGAGAUCUAGCAAGGUUCGCAACGAAUGCCUGUGGGAUGGAAGGGUUUAAACUUUGUUUAUGUUAUCAUCAGGGUAGCUCAUAGUACUUCGUUUUCCUGUUCUGCUUGUUCCGGGGGAAAAAUUACAGCAUCUAGCUGUAUGGUAGAUUUCGAGUUCACCUUAUUCCUGAUCUAAGGUUCUUUGAAGUUAGUAUUGUCUUUCAUUUGAUGAAUUUGCCGCUGAAAAAAUGCAGUGUCCGAAGGUCCGGUUAACACAAUUACUUGUUUUUGUCACUCCAUAUGUUCCCAUUUGCUAUAUAUUAACAUACCCACCUGUUUUUCUCACUCAUUAUGAUAUGGUUUGAGUUGAGGGUUUUUCAAAUACAGCCUCUCAAGGUAGGAGCAAAUUCUGCACACUUUACCCUCCCCUAAACCCACUUGUGGGAUUACUUAUGUUGUGUAUUAUGAUCUUAUGUUCUGUUAUAUUUUUCUUGCUAAGAAGUUUUCUUUGAA